Molecule: messenger RNA, 313 nt
Organism: Dentiscutata erythropus
Lineage: Eukaryota; Fungi; Glomeromycota; Glomeromycetes; Diversisporales; Gigasporaceae
Source: the annotation of a GenBank genome assembly
UGGAUUAAAAUUCGCUCUUGAAAAUGGAUUAAUUAACGAAUUUGUAGAACUAAUAGUGAAGUUUAUUGAAAAUCAUAGUGGAGUUAUCACUAAUAAGCAUGUAACAGUUAACAUUACUCAGAUUAAAAAUCCCAAAAAAUUAAAGCACAAAGGGCGUCCAAAGUUGUUUAAUUCUAUACAAAGUAUACUUCAAGAUUUAAAUACAACUCAAAAUUUAAAUUCAAGGCAAGAUAAAUCGAGAAGAAUAAUGGAAACAGAUACUAAAAGUGAAUAUAUUGAAGAACUUCCAUCAAAAAAUGAAUCAAUAAAAUAA